UAUAUAUACAUAUUUAUUAAAAUUUAAAAAAAAUAUGAUAAAUUCAUUGCCAAAACAUUCUGGGAUUUAUUUUGUUAAAGACAAUAUUAACAAUUUACAAUUCAAAAUACAUUUUCGUUCCAUAAAUACUUUGCUCAAGCUACCAAAAUACAAUGUGCCCACAGAAAACAAUAAUGAAUUGUUCGCCUCCAAAAGAACAAUUGAAAAUUCUUCAACAGAUGACGAUAAAAUUGUGCUGCUCAAAUGGCAACAGAAAGUGUUCAGUGCAACUGAAUGUGAAUUGUAUAGUGAUGUGAAGAACUGCACCAAUGAUCAACAGAAAAAGUAUCAUAAUGAAAUUUUAAAACAAAAGGAUAAGGAUAAAAAACAAACAAAAAAGAAACGCCAACGUAAGCAACCUAAAACGGAGGUGGUAGAGACAACAGCGAUGGGUAAUUUUAUAUUCACUUACGUGCAUGAAGAUAAUUUUUCCCCUCAUAAUGAGCAAGUCCACAAAUUUAGUGGACUUAUGAAAGAAGUCGAGGAGCAACCUUUUGAACAGAUGUUUGUUUAUGCAGCUUUAAAACCGGAUACUCAAUUGGCUGUCUUAAGAUGGUUUAAGCAGGAUCGUUUGCUUUACAUAUAUCCCGAUUUUACAGCUUCACAUGACGAGCCUUAUUUCAUAGAAAUAAACAGUGAUUAUCGCCAUUUGUAUUCGUAUUGCAUAGAGGAUAUUUCGCCGAAAGCAAUUGCACCACCAAACGAGCAAGAACAAUUUCUAUAUCUACCAGAACUUUCUACACAUUGGCGUAUAGAAGAUGAACUGGUUACAAAAUUUGACAUGCCUCCAAAAAGAACCCAAAGAUGUGCCAUAAUCUUUACUAUAAAUGAUGUGUCUGGUUUUGAGUAUGAUAAUGUUCAUGUGCAUUAUCGCAUACAACUUCCCGAAAAUACAAUACUGGAAGAGGGUCUGUUGGAUGCUACAACACACACUGCUUCAAAUUGGAACUCUAACACAACUCAACACAUUGGCUUAACCUGGCAAAUCACUUUAUUAUGUGAAGAACAAUUUGAUCCCUCCCAUAAUUUACGCAUAUUUUUUGAAGUUAUUUCAAUUGAUUCCUGGGAAAGAGAACGUAUCGAAGGUUUUUCCCACUACAACCUAAAUCUGUUGCAGCCCUUUAAUAGUACCGUAAAACUAACUUGUAUUCGCCCAGUUGAAUCAUUUUUAGAAUCUAUUAAUCGUUACUUUAUUGGUGGACGUCGAAAGUUUGAUUAUGAGCGUUUUGUGUGUGAAUUGUCUGAGAACGAAGUUGCAGGUGGUACGUCUAAUUUUCACUGUCGUUAUGGUGGACACAUGCAAAACUCAGGUCAACUAAGUUUAACCUGUCAAAUGUUAACGCAGCGUAAUUGUGAACUUCUAAAUCCAUGCUUGAGUCGGUCAAGUGGAAUGACAUUGGACGACAUUAUGAUGGCAUAUAAAGAGGCUAGAAGGAGAUUAGAGGCAGUUGCAUUAAAAUAAUGAAACAUAUGUUCUUUUAAAAAGGAUUUGAUUUGAUCGGUCUAUGUGUUUCUUUUACAUUCUAAUUUUGGUACUUUGAAAAUAUUAAACAAAGAAUGUGACAUAUUUAAGAUAAAUCCGUUACUAAUAUUUUGAGCUAAAUGUAAUUUAAUAAAUAAUAAUUAUAAAUAAUAACAAGUAUGAAUGUAUAGUCGGGCGU
Lucilia cuprina (Australian sheep blowfly) is the source of this 1700-nucleotide messenger RNA. RefSeq names its product Meckel syndrome type 1 protein homolog (gene Mks1). NCBI's taxonomy places the organism in Eukaryota, Metazoa, Arthropoda, Insecta, Diptera, Calliphoridae. Gene Ontology annotation, cellular component: MKS complex. The transcript has a single exon. Gene Ontology annotation, biological process: cilium assembly. The coding region runs from base 35 to 1501 and encodes 488 amino acids. The record is from RefSeq and is a predicted model, not a curated record.